AAAUAAAAACAAAAACUGGGCAUUCACUUUUCUUGGCUUGCAUUGCUCAAGAACCAAUUGUUCUUCCUUGAUCAAACAGACCCAUUUCCCAGCAUUGGGUUUCUGAUUCUGAUCGAUCUUGAUACAUUCCCAGAAGUGCCCAGAGGAAAGAAGAGGGCGUGAUUCUCGAUGUGCAAUGCUCUGCGAUGAUGAUCUACCGACUCUCAUAAGAUGAGGGGUUUCUUCAUCAAUGGCGGAGAGAAAUGCGCACUCCAUGGGAACAUUCGGUAAGAAAUGGAUGUUAGGGUUGUUCAUCUUCACCUCGAUUCUGUUCAUAUUCUCUUGGUUUUUCGUGCUGCGAUCCACCCAUAGGCCUCUCUCCGUCGACCUAACCCUUUUGUCCCCUGUUGACCCAAUUCGAGGUUAUGAUAGAUCGCCUUCCUCCUCCUCCUCCUCUAGCAAUUACAGUCUUAAGCCAGUCCUUAAAGUCUACAUGUACAAUUUACCCCCAGAAUUUCACUUUGGGCUCUUAGGUUGGAAGCCUGAUGGUAAUAAUAAGAACAGUGUUUGGCCGGAUAUUAGAACACAGGUCCCCGAAUAUCCCGGCGGGUUGAAUGUGCAACAUAGCAUAGAGUAUUGGCUCACAUUGGAUCUCUUGAAUUCCCAAUUCCUUGCUGACACAAGCGGUCGAUCUGCCUUGAGGGUGACAGAUUCAAAGGAAGCAGAUGUUGUUUUCGUCCCAUUCUUUUCGUCGAUUUGCUACAACCGGUUCUCGAAAUCGAAUUCGCCGCGUAGGAAAAUGAGCAUGAACUCUUUGCUGCAAGAGAAACUGGUGACUUUCUUGACUGCUCAAGAAGAAUGGAAGAGAUCCGGCGGGAAGGACCAUAUCGUCCUUGCCCACCACCCGAACAGCUUGAUAGAUGCAAGGUCGAAGCUUUGGCCCGCAAUUUUCAUUCUGUCUGACUUUGGAAGGUAUCCUCCCUCUGUGGCUAAUGUUGAGAAAGACAUUAUUGCCCCUUACAAGCAUGUCGUGCGGAACUAUGUGAACGAUACGUCCGAUUUUGAUAGCCGUCCUACUCUGCUAUACUUCCAGGGAGCCAUAUAUAGAAAAGAUGGUGGAUUUAUCCGGCAAGAGUUGUUCUACAUGCUGAAAGACGAGAAAGACGUGCACUUCUCAUUUGGGAACAUUCAGAAAGAUGGCAUACGGCAAGCGACGCGCGGGAUGCAGUCCUCUAAGUUUUGCCUCAACAUUGCAGGGGACACUCCCUCUUCGAACCGCCUCUUUGAUGCCAUUGCCAGCCACUGUGUCCCAGUCAUCAUCAGCGACGACAUUGAGCUUCCCUACGAAGAUGUGAUCGACUACUCCCAGUUUUGUGUCUUUGUCAGAACGUCCGAUGCCCUCAAACAGAAUUUUCUCCUCAACUUCAUAAGGGGCAUCACAAGAGAGGAGUGGACUAAGAUGUGGAGGAAGCUGAAGGAGGUGGAGAAUGUGUUCGAGUACAGGUACCCUUCAAAGGAGGGCGAUGCCGUCCAGAUGGUCUGGCAGGCAAUCGCCCGUAAGGUAGCUGCCCUUAAGUUGAAGGUACAUAGAGCCCGGAGGUAUUACCGGACUCCUGAGGUGGAGGACGGAGAGCGUAAUUUUGCUCCUAUCCCGAAAACUUUUUGGUGAGAAGGAAAGAAAUUUGAUUGCUAGGUGAUGAGUUGUUGCUGUUAAGCUGAAUAGGAAGGGAUGACUGUUUGGUGUUAUCAAUUCAUUCAUUCAUUAGUUUACUUGUUGCUUUUGUUUAUUUCCAUUUUUAGACUUAGCUUCCAGUUUUAGGCCUGUCGAUCUUUGUUUGAUAUGGAGAGUUAUGAGAUUAAUAGUUGAAGGGUAGGAUGGUACAUUUGAUAUAGUUUUUCAAUUUUUCAUAUUCCCACAGCAAGAGCUGAAAUG
Messenger RNA from Cuscuta campestris, 1912 nucleotides. NCBI's taxonomy places the organism in Eukaryota, Viridiplantae, Streptophyta, Magnoliopsida, Solanales, Convolvulaceae. The record is from the annotation of a GenBank genome assembly.